Molecule: messenger RNA, 750 nt
Organism: Colletotrichum fioriniae
Lineage: Eukaryota; Fungi; Ascomycota; Sordariomycetes; Glomerellales; Glomerellaceae
Source: RefSeq, a predicted model, not a curated record
AUGGACGAAACUAACACCAAUACCGCGCCGACUAACACUCCCACCACGGCCACUACACCGGCCGCUCUAACAGACCUCUUCGAAAAGGCUGAGGGCAGCUUCCCGCCUCGAUUCCGCGAGCAUGGAUGGUACUUGACCGUAAUCGCCUCGCUCAUCGGAUCAGGCCAGCAGAAGCUCGCCGGGAGCCUCUACACUCACCUGGUCGCCCAGCCCCAGUACCAGACGUCCGCCGAGCGCCAGGCCCUCAUCCGCCGCCUGCGUGAGGCCAUGGUCAAGUGCAUCAUCAUCAACGGCAUCCCCGUCGUUAUCGAGGCCGUCACGUCAGUCUCGCAGGUUGAGAGGCCCGAGGACACGGAUCUGUCCUGCUCGCGCGAGGACUGGCAGAUCGGGCCGGAGACCUCGAAGCGCGCCGCGGCCGUGCUCAAAGUGCUGUAUAAGAGCGAGGUGGGCGCCCCCGUCGAGGUUUUGCAUGCCCAUAAGGAUAUCCUAUGGAUCUCGGUCAACGUGUCUUAUGGGCUUUUCCUCUCGGACCAUCGCAUCCUCGAUAUACAGGAGACGGAGCUCGUCGUGACCCCUGCGAUCAUGACGCAGAAUCUCCAGGACCCGACAUACUGGCAUCUGAGGGCCUGUCUGCGCGUGGGCAUGGAGCCGGAGGAGGUUGAGGGCAUCCACAAGGUCAUCGAGUUGGUAGCGGCCUACGGUGGAAAGACGCUCGAUGUUAAGCGCGUCAAAGACGUGACGGAUGCAUAA